Messenger RNA from Cottoperca gobio, 4868 nucleotides. RefSeq names its product solute carrier family 7 member 3a (gene slc7a3a). The transcript has 11 exons. NCBI's taxonomy places the organism in Eukaryota, Metazoa, Chordata, Actinopteri, Perciformes, Bovichtidae. The coding region runs from base 1 to 1959 and encodes 652 amino acids. Gene Ontology annotation, biological process: transmembrane transport; amino acid transport. Gene Ontology annotation, molecular function: amino acid transmembrane transporter activity. The record is from RefSeq and is a predicted model, not a curated record. Gene Ontology annotation, cellular component: plasma membrane.
AUGGCCAACAAGCUGGCCACCUUCGGCAAAAUGCUGCUGCGUCGUCGGGCAUUAGACUGCUCUGAUGAAGAGACCAGAUUCGCCCGCUGCCUGUCCACCCUGGACCUCAUUGCCUUGGGGGUGGGCGCCACACUCGGUGCCGGUGUCUACGUCCUCGCUGGCGAGGUUGCCCGAGAAAAGGCAGGACCCGCCAUUGUCCUCUGCUUCCUCAUCGCCGCUCUGUCCUCCAUGUUGGCCGGCCUGUGCUACGCUGAAUUUGGCGCCCGUGUCCCCAAAACAGGCUCUGCAUACCUUUACAGCUACGUGACAGUUGGAGAAAUCUGGGCCUUCAUCACAGGGUGGAACCUCAUCCUCUCCUAUGUGAUAGGUACGGCCAGUGUGGCGAGGGCCUGGAGCUCAACAUUUGACAGCUUGGUUGAACAAAAGAUCUCUGGCUUCUUUAAAGCCUCCAUGACGAUGAAGGUGCCAGGGAAUGUGCUGGCAGAGUACCCGGACCUGUUCGCUCUCAUCCUGGUCCUGCUGCUCUCUGGACUUCUGGCCUUUGGUGUGAACGAGUCGGCGCUGGUGAAUAAGAUCUUCACAGGCAUCAAUCUGGUGGUUCUGGGCUUCAUUAUCAUCUCUGGCUUCGUUAAGGGGGACUCUGCCAACUGGAACCUGACGGAGGAAGACUACAUCAGCUACAUCAACAGCACCAACAACACUAAGACUCUGAAAAUUGCGGAGGAUUUUGGCGCGGGGGGCUUCGCUCCGUUUGGCCUGACCGGAGUCCUGUCUGGUGCUGCCACCUGCUUCUACGCCUUUGUGGGCUUUGACUGCAUCGCCACAACAAGCGAAGAAGCAAAGAACCCCAUGCGCUCCAUACCUGUCGGCAUCGUCGCCUCGCUGCUGAUCUGUUUCUUCGCCUACUUCGGCGUGUCUGCCGCUCUAACCCUCAUGAUGCCGUACUACCAGCUGGACUCCCAGAGUCCUCUGCCUGAGGCCUUCAGCUACGUCGGCUGGGGGCCUGCCAGAUACAUCGUGGCCGUGGGCUCCCUCUGCGCUCUGUCCACCAGUCUCCUAGGCUCUAUGUUCCCCAUGCCCCGUGUUAUCUACGCCAUGGCAGAGGAUGGGCUGCUGUUCCGUGUUCUGUCCAGGAUCAACACUCGCACAAAGACCCCUCUGCUGGCGACCAUCGCUUCUGGCGUUGUUGCAGCCCUGAUGGCCUUCCUGUUCGACCUGGCAGCCCUGGUUGACCUAAUGUCCAUAGGCACGCUGCUGGCAUACUCUUUAGUGGCCAUCUGUGUCCUCAUCCUCAGGUACCAGCCAGGCAGACUGAGUUCAUCCAGCCAGACGGAGAAGCUGGUGGAGCUGGUGGAAGGGGAGAAAGUGGCCGUGAGUGGAGGGGACAGCGGUGACGAGUAUGGCAUGGAGACGGAGGAGAAGCCGAUUCGCGAGGCUUUCACCAUCAAGCUGCUCUUCUGCCCAAGUGGAAAGAUUCCAACGCAGACCUCUGGGAACAUCGUCUACGCCACCACUGCUAUUAUUUCGGGUUUUAUCGUCAUACUGUGCGUUAUCCUGGCAAACUGUCUCAAAGAGCUGCUGGCAGGGCAUGCAGCCGUCGUGCUGGCCUGUGUCAUCUUAACUCUGCUCUGUGGCGUCUGUGUCGUCAUCAUCUGGAGGCAGCCUGAGAGCAAAGAGGCUCUCACGUUCAAGGUCCCUCUGCUUCCCUGGUUGCCUCUGUUCAGUGUUUUCGUCAACAUCUACCUCAUGAUGCAGCUGGACUGGGGUACAUGGUGUCGCUUCGCUGUCUGGAUGCUUAUCGGUUUCGCCAUCUACUUCUUCUAUGGCAUUAAGAACAGCAGUGAAGCUGCCAAAAGAAGGGCGUCCCCGCGCAAAUACGAGCCCUCGCUGCAGACCAAGAGCCCGAUUUACAAGGCCGCUCCCGGCGACAGCGACGCGGAAGCAGGCGGAAGCCCCUGAUGCUCACCGACGUAGACCUGGGGAGUGUUGCCAGAGCAAGUACACACAUUUCGGCAGUCUGGUUGAACUGGCAGCCGAAUGCUGCAAUGUAGGGGGCCUGGAGCGUAACCCUGGGUUUAAAGGAAGAGGCAAGGAAACGCCACACACACACACACACACCAUCUUACCUCUGACCUGGAGGCUGAUUCAAUUUGAUGGUGACACUGUGACAGAGCCACUUUCUGGCCCGUGUGUCUGUUUCAAUCUGUCUAUUCGUACUUAGCCUUAGCCCUAUGGGAGAUAUUUACCCGCCUAUAACACAUGCUUUGAAUGGACCUAACUAACAAAGAGUACUGCGGCGCUCCUCGUGAAUUUCAGUUAUUCGAAGCCUUUAACUGGAAGAAUGUUGCAUUUUAACUGUUUUUCGUCUUUGCUUCCUCGCCGUUAGUGGCGCGCUGUGGCUGCGUGUGGAGCCACCGGGCCACUAGGGGAGAGUAAUAACUGCUAUCACUAAAUACUAUGAGUUAAGACCAUGAAGUCACUUGGAUCAGUGAGUUAGACCACCACGAAGGCACAGAGCCUUCACUAGAGUCAAUGUGUCUAGUUAAUUGGUCCUUGUUUAUUGCACCAGCGUUGUUGUUGUUUGUGUGUAAACAAGGCAGCACUGAGGCUGUGUGGUUUACAGUGUCAGUCAGGGCCUCUGUGCGGUUAGGUCAGUAGCACAUAGACGACGUUGACGUCACCUACACUGUACGAUUCAGUGUCUGAGUCUGAAGUACACACUUUACAGAUUGCCCCUUCCUGCUCCCAGAGAUCAGCCAUCCCGUAACUGAACACUGCACCCUUUUUAAAAUCCUAUGAAAUGAGUUGCUUAUCGUAAAGUAUCCCUGCUUGUUUUGCGUAUACACUGUGUUGAAAUGGUAUUUGCGGGCCUUUUGUGGCCUUUUGUUUCAACCUAAACCAGAUAACUAAAAUGUUUUUAAACAGCCAUAAAGUUGAAAAACUAAUUUUCGACCCUUUUUUUUAUUUUUUUAAAGCACCUUGAAAUCCAGAACGUAGCAGAAGUUCUAAUAUUUAAUCUCUGCUCUGCUUUCUGGUAUUUACUGUAGUGUAAACCCCAUCCAUCUGUUAUUACAAAGCAUACUUUCAUACACUUAUUUGCCAAUAUUUGGUUUAUUAUUAUUAUAUUUGUCUUCAAAACAACAUGGUCAUGUAAAUAUCUGUAUGAAUUUUAAAUGAUUCAUCGAGUUAAUUUGCUAAUUCCAGAUUUAAUGUACAUACUUGCACCUGUCAUAUUGUUUUUGCAGCGGUGUACCCAGAUAUUUCCACAGAUCUGGGGAGGUUGAUACCAUUUGCACUUAACAAGGUCAUUAAUCACAUUAAGCCAGGGGUGUCAAACUCAAUUUAGGUUCAGGGGCCACAUGCAGCCCAAUUUGAUCUCAAGUGGGCCGGACCAGUAACAUCACAGCAUAAUAACCUUUAAAUAACCACGACUCCAAAUCGUUCCCUUCGUUUUAGUGCAAAAAAGUACAUUCUGAAAAUGUAUAUUAUAUUGUAUUAUUAUAUUAUCAGUUUAUCAUUUACACAUGUGUGUUACAACUUACAGAUCCGUGUGUCUACAAACUAAUCUUUACACUUUGCAAAGUCAUCCUGCACGUUUGACACCCCUGCGUUAAGCAAUCUCUUUUCGUGACUACAAUCUGACUGAUCUGGGAGCUGGGGUUUCUGAACAAGGGGGUUUCAUCACCACUAAAAUAUCUUAUUCACCUUUUUGUUUCUACUUUCUUGUGAAAAGACUCAAAGGUUUUUGUUUAGUUUCAAUUGAAACUUGUUCUCUGCAGAUUUGUCUGUUUAUUUCCCAUCACUUAUAUUUGUAUUCAACUGUAUUUUGUUUUUGCUACUUUACUUACUUCUACUGAUAGAACUGUUAAUAUUCAAAUGUUUAUAGUAUUGUUUGUUUGGAAUAGCGUUCCUUUUUUUUCAUAUCGCUCAAUCAAUUAAAUCUGCUUUUUAGAUGUUAAUGUAUUUUAAUUGUUAAAUGUACAGUUUUUAGCGUGCUGAUCUUUUUUGAUUUCCCUUUUUAAAAAAAAAAAGUUUUUGUUGCAAAUGUCUUGCUUCACCUUUCUCACCAAAUUAAAAAUGUUUUUGGAAACUGCUUUCCAAAUCAAAUGACCUCUAAAAGAUGAUUUUUAUUUGUUACCCCCACCCCUCUGGAGUCUAUAACUUAUUGUUUGUAGUAUUUUUUUGUUGGUCUAGUAAAUUGCUUUACUGUAGAAUGUACAGUAUAUGUUUAAAACUGUAUCUUUAUAUUUGACCGUGAGUAUAAUUUGGUAAUAUCUUUUGUAAAUUACACUUUAAUGCAUUAAUUUGACACUGACUGCUGCUAAAAAUCCAAAUUAUACAAAUCCAAGUCCUGGUAGAUGCAAUGUUGAAGCAUUUCUGUAGAUACUGUCGCAAACAAUGUUCAGAACUUGACAUGUCAUCCAUAAAGUUUGUGGUGAAGAAGAGAGGUACAGUAAAUUUGGAUUCAGUCAAGUGUUUCUAGCGGGAAUAAAUAACCUGGUGCCUAAAUAACGAUCCUUCUGCCUGAGGAAGACACUGGGGCUGGUAAAACAAAGAGUCCAGCUGCAUCUCGGGGGCGAUUCAAAUAUUUGAUGACUUUCACUGGAGACCUGAACCCGGUCCUGCCGGAGAUGGUGAUAUCAUUAAAAGGUUACGUGGCUGUUACUCGUGUCACACAGAGCGCUUCAAGCUCAGCCCUUGUGCCUUUCAACAAUCAAUACAAUCCUCUCCCCUCCUCAAUGCUAUCAUUAACAGUAAUGAUCUAUUUGUUUUAUAUCUUGUACAUAUGGCUGUCAUGUAAAAAAAAAAAACGAGCUGUAUUUUCAAUGUUUUUUUGUUUUUUUUUAAUAAAAUUAAUUCAUGCUUAA